This is a messenger RNA of Musa acuminata AAA Group (dessert banana), 1005 nucleotides long. Its product is annotated as probable sulfate transporter 3.5. Gene Ontology annotation, biological process: transmembrane transport. NCBI's taxonomy places the organism in Eukaryota, Viridiplantae, Streptophyta, Magnoliopsida, Zingiberales, Musaceae. The coding region runs from base 1 to 999 and encodes 332 amino acids. Gene Ontology annotation, cellular component: plasma membrane. The transcript is spliced from 8 exons. The record is from RefSeq and is a predicted model, not a curated record.
AUGGGCGCGGUGGGAGUGGAUGGAUUGAAACACUUCACCACCAAGACUGAUGUCGUCUCAGUGUUGCACUUCGUUUUCUCCCACACAAGCGAGUGGAGAUGGGAGAGUGUGCUCGUUGGGGUUUGCUUUAUCGGCUUGUUGUUUCUGAGCAAGUACGUGAAAGCAAAAGUUCCAAGAUUGUUUUGGGUGCCAGCUAUUGCUCCAUUGCUGGUGGUCGUAUUAGGAGGUGUUUUUGCUUAUCUUGUGCAUGGGGAGGAACAUGGAAUCCAUAUAGUUGGUCCCUUGAAGAAAGGGCUGAACCCUAUUUCCAUAACACAUUUGAAGUUUCACUCUGAAUACUUCAGUGUUCUUCUGAAAGCAGGCUUGGUUACUGGUUUCCUUGCACUAUCGGAAGGAAUAGCAGUCGGAAGGAGUCUGGCAAUGCUAAAAAAUGAACAAAUUGAUGGGAACAAAGAGAUGAUAGCCUUUGGGAUGAUGAACAUUGUUGGGUCUUGGUUUUCAUGCUAUCUGACAACUGGUCUUUUUUCCAAGUCAGCGGUCAACUUCGAUGCAGGAUGUAAGACUGCAAUGUCCAAUGUGAUCAUGUCGAUCUGCAUGAUGCUAGUUUUGUUGUUCUUAGCGCCUCUCUUCAAGUACACCCCGAUGGUGUCUUUAUCAGCAAUCAUCACUGUCGCCAUGAUUGGCUUGAUCGAGUAUGAAAAGGCUCAUCAUCUGUUCAAGGUGGACAAGUUUGACUUCGUCAUUUGCAUGGCUGCUUUCUUUGGCGUCAUAUUUUUCAGCAUGAUCAUUGGUCUUAUGGUUUCAGUGGGCUUGUCGGUGAUAAGAGCGCUCCUGUAUGUGGCAAGGCCAAACACUUGCAAGCUUGGGAACAUAGCAGGGACUGACAUGUAUCGUGACAUAGAGCAAUAUCCAGACUGUGUUGGCAUUCCCAACAUGCUCGUCUUAAAGAUGAGUUCACCUCUCUACUAUGCAAAUGCCAGCUAUUCCAGAGAGAGGUAAACAUAA